ACGUUGGGAUUGUCUUGUUGGCACUUGCACUUAAUUUUCUCAUUCUAGCUAUCAAUUGGAACAAAUAUCUUCUUUGCUAUAAACCACUGCCUAUAUGGCUUGUGGUCGAUUACACAACCGUGUUUAUCUUUGGUCUUUUGAUGUUUGUGGACAACUGGCUUGCUACUGGACUUGCCUUGGAUUUUGGAAGGCAGCAGCGUGAUUCAAGCUGGUUCUGUAGGAGAGCGGUGGUCAUGUCUAUCUUAGCUUUGCUGCUGUAUCCGUUCAUGUGGGUUUGGACUGUAGUUGGAGCAUUAUUGUUUAUAAAUGCAAGAGACUGUUUACUUGAUGAUCUUCAAAAAUGGGAUUUUAUCACUUGGCUGGUGUCCAGCUGUUGUGUACUCGUCUGCAUUGCCUGGACUUGUGUUGUAAAGUGGUUGAUGCGAAGACGUGCACAGUUAUUACGUGCCCAGCAGGGAAUUCCCAUUUCUGAAUUUGGGAUUCUAGUUGACAUGGUUCGGGUACCCGACUGGGCAUUUGAUGCUGCAGGACAAGAGAUGAGAAGUAUGGGCCAAGAUGCUGCUACGUAUGAUAGGUUGAAUCCAUCUCAGAGAGAAGCACUCAUUCAAGAACUUCCAAAGUUCAGGUUAAAAUCUGUCCCAACCGACUGCACUGAGUGUCCUAUAUGUUUAGAAGAGUUCUAUAUCGGAAACGAGGUUAGGGGUUUACCUUGUGCUCAUAAUUUCCAUGUUGAAUGUAUAGACCAAUGGCUUCGAUUAAACGCAAAAUGUCCACGGUGUCGUUGCUCGGUAUUUCCAGAUCUUGAGCUCAGUGCAGUAUCCAACCUUGAAAGCUCAGAUGCAGGACAUCAAUUCUCAAACAGCGAAACAACAACGGAAUCUCGAUACAUGAGAAGCCAACCUCCUAGCCAAAGCUACCUUUUGCGAUUACAAGGACUUCUUCGUCCUAGGUUAGAGAUAUUAGGAAUGUGGCCUAACUUAACCCAAAAGCUAGCUCAAGAGUUAAGGAUUGCCACAUCCUUUAUAUACUACCCAAAGAUCUUAAUCCCAAGCAAUGUGGGACCUUCUAAUAGGCCUCCUCGAGAUGUGGGUGGGAAACGGCCCAACGGGAACAGCCCAAGCCCAACAUCUCGGAAAUACAACAAAACAUGCCACUUAUAUGGGCCACAUAGGUGGAAAACUAUUUUUGUGGGAAUUUUGCUUGUUGGGCCAACCUGGCUCUGAUACCAUAUUAGGAAUGUGGCCUAACUUAACCCAAAAGCUAGCUCAAGAGUUAAGGAUUGCCACAUCCUUUAUAUACUACCCAAAGAUCUUAAUCCCAAACAAUGUGGGACCUUCUAAUAAGAGACCUCUGGUACUACUCUGGAGACUGCAGAGAACGGUGGGAUUCGUCCGUAUCUCUCACCGGAGCUAAACCCCCCCAAAUUAGGCGGUGGGAGAAAUG
Molecule: messenger RNA, 1443 nt
Organism: Arabidopsis lyrata subsp. lyrata
Lineage: Eukaryota; Viridiplantae; Streptophyta; Magnoliopsida; Brassicales; Brassicaceae
Product: E3 ubiquitin-protein ligase SIS3
Exons: 9
Coding region: 141-1223 (360 amino acids)
Biological process (GO): sugar mediated signaling pathway
Molecular function (GO): ubiquitin-protein transferase activity
Source: RefSeq, a predicted model, not a curated record